GAAGAACCCACUUCCUUGUUUUUAACCAGGAGCAGCAAUAGAAGUUAGGAGCUGUUCAAAAUGACGUCUCUGGGGCGCUGCCUGGAAUCCGGACUCAAUUUCAUAGAGUUUCUGGGAGACAGGAAAUCCAUAACAAACAAAGAAAGGCUUCGAGAAAUCUACAACCUGGAAUUUAAGGGCAGACAAGGAAUAAAAGACCCAAACUUUUCCAGUGUUGUUCAUGCUCUUCUGCAAUUCAACAAAGCUUAUGCAAGAAAGGGCCACAUUUACAUAAAUGUUGGACCUAAGGCUCAAGUCCAGAGGAAGAGGCCCCGGGGCCCUCAGCGGACCAGCGGCCCUGGCCCUCAGGCGUCAGCGGAGACACCCGCACGGCGCCAAGCAGCGGCCCCGGCCCCCGUGACCCCUGUGGUGCCGUCCAAGAAGAAGCUGGCCACAGAAAUCCUUCACAAGCUAAAAGUGAACAGGAAGGCGCUGACAGCUAACAGGUGGGGCAUUGAGAUCACAACGGUCCCCCUGUCAGUCAGGGGCAAAGUUGAGUUCUUGGUGGAGCAUCUGAAGGAGUACAUCGUCAGGUUCACCAUUUUAAACAAGGCCACGCACUGCACCCACUUCACCCACUACACCGCUCUGCACAAGCUGCGCUGUUUCACUCUGGAGGACGAGAGGAGGGUGACGAGGGCCUCUCCCAUAUUCCUCUGUCCUGGAGAAAGCUAUGAUGUUGUGGUUCGGUGUAAGCUGACCCACUACGGCUUCUUCCCUGCAACUAUGUACUUUGAAUUCUGCCCGGAUCUUCCUGGAUCUAAGCCUUUCUGCAUUGUGAGGGAGAUGGAAGUCGUAGCCAGGACACCACUGGCUGUGGAGCUGGGACCUGUUGCUCCUUACACACCCUUCAAGGUUUUCACGCGAAAGCAUUUUGACACGGUGAUAGUGGAAGGAGUGCCCCCAGAAAGCUCUGCUGCCCAGAAGACAAAAGUGAAAUUAGGACACUACAACUACCCUAAUACCUUAAAAGUACUGGCUGUACGAAAGAUGGAGGACUCAGAGAACCUCUCUAAAUCUGCCAGGCAGAAACUUGUAUCAGUGAAGAAUCUCCUCAGUUGUUCCCUCAAGAUGAAGAACUACAAUCAUCGAUUUCACCUCCUGCUGCAUCUGGAGGAGUUACAAAUGGAGAUGGACAUAAAGAAGUACAACAUGCACAAUCAAACCAUGACCAAAGACCAAAGAAGCAGCAACCUGCUUAUACUCGAUGUUCCUGGUGUUGCAGAGAAUCGACCAUCUGUUCUACGAGGAGACUGCAUCAGGGUGUCCAAAUCCGAGGACACGGUCCCUCCGAUCACUCUGUACACUGGAUAUGUUCACAGAGUAGAGCUGGACAAGGUCAAACUGGGCUUCUCAAAGACGUUGUUGCAGACGUUUAUCAGCAAUAUGAAGUUCAACGUGGAGUUUACCAUCAAUCAGUUCCCCCUGAGGCUUCAGCACCGGGCUGUUGACUUGGCAACACAGCACAAGCUUGGAGAGGUGCUCUUCCCAUCUGGUGCUGCUGUGGCUCAUCUCAUCAUGCCUAAACUCAGAAUGUUUAACCAGCAGCUGGAGAACAACCCGGAGCAGCACGCUGCCAUACAGCGGAUAGUAGCUGGCUCAUCGAAGCCUGCCCCUCAUCUUGUGUUUGGGCCACCUGGAACCGGAAAGACGUUCACUCUGGUUGAAGCUAUGAAUCAGGUCAACAGGGCGGACCCAUCAGCUCGCAUCCUUGCCUGUGCUCCCUCCAACAGCGCGUGUGACCUGCUCUGUGAGCGGCUGAUGGUGCACAUGGAUCCUCAUCAGGUGUACCGUCUGUACUCUAGCAGCCGAGACCCGAAGUCUGUCCCCCAGAAGCUGCUGAAACACUGUAACUGGGACGAGAGACAAGAGUGCUUCGUUUUUCUAAAGGAGGAAACUUUAAUGAAAUACAAAGUCAUAGUUACAACAAUGGUCACAGCUGGCAGACUUGUGUCAGGAGGAAUCCCAGUCGGCCAUUUUACCCAUGUGUUUGUGGAUGAGGGGGGUCAGGCAGUGGAGCCUGAGUGCAUCAUUGCUAUUGCAGGUCUGCUGAGCCCUAGCAGCAGUCAGUUGGUGCUGGCAGGAGAUCCUAAGCAGCUGGGACCAAUCCUUCGAUCUUCUCUGGCACUGCAGUCGGGACUCGGGCUUUCUUUGUUGGAGAGACUGAUGAAAGAUAAUCCUUUGUAUCAGAAAAGUAAAGACUCCGGCCACUUUGACACUCGCUUCGUCACUAAACUGCUGCGGAACUACAGGUCUCAUCCUGCCAUUCUGAAAGUCCCCAACGAGCUGUUUUAUGAGAACGAGCUGCAAGUGUUUGCUGACCAGUGGGAUCGCGAAGUCUACUGCAACUGGGAACACCUCCCCAAAAAAGGCUUCCCAAUAAUCUUCCAUGGUGUGAUGGGGAAAGAUGAGAGAGAGGCCAACAGUCCGUCUUUCUUUAACGUGUCUGAGAUCGAAGUUCUAGUCGACUACCUCAUCAAGCUUAAGGAAACACAAGGAAAGAAGGGGCUCCCCAAACUGUCUCCCAAAGACAUUGGCAUCAUCGCCCCCUACAGGAAACAGGUUGAAAAAGUCCUAAAGGCCCUGAAGUCUGUCCCAGCACUGAGAAAAUGGAGCGAUCUCCAUGAACUGAAGGUGGGGUCUGUGGAGGAGUUCCAGGGACAAGAGAGGAAGAUCAUCAUUGUUUCUACAGUUCGCAGCAGCAUCAACUAUGUUAAGAUGGACCAUGACUUUAACCUUGGCUUCUUAUCAAAUGAAAAGAGGUUCAACGUGGCCAUGACGCGCGCCCGGUCGCUGCUGAUAGUCGUGGGUAACCCUGUGAUGCUCAACAAGGACCCCACCUGGAAGAAGUUCAUCAGCUACUGCGUGAAGGAGAAAGGAUACACUGGAUUUGACUUUGAGGAUGCAGAAGGUGAAGACGACGUUGUGGCGCGUCUGGCAACACUGAAAAUCAACGUGGAAUCUGAAAGUCUGGUGGCAGAAGAGAGCUCCCUGCAACAGUACGUGGACCCAGAAUGGAAGAAUGAGCAUUAAUGUCUCCUAUAGAGAAACGUCAACUAGAUUUACAUACAUUAAUGUAAUGUCCUUUUCAUUUAUCAUCUACUGUAUAUAUACUCCAGAUACGUCUGAUCUUUUCUAUUCACUCUUCUACGUGCAUCUUCUGUGUUUUAGUGGCAAACACCAAACGCCUAAUUUUAAGGGGGGGUGACACAAAAAUGAACCAAUUCAUCUUUUCAACAAAGCUGCUUCUUCCACCAAGUUCAAUUUGCACCAACAAUGAUUUUUUACGUUUGUAGGCUUCUUUCUAUAAUUCAUUUCAUUUAAUUUCUAAAGAAAUAAAUUCAUUGUUGAACCACA
This is a messenger RNA of Betta splendens (Siamese fighting fish), 3396 nucleotides long. RefSeq names its product Mov10 RISC complex RNA helicase a (gene mov10a). The record is from RefSeq and is a predicted model, not a curated record. Gene Ontology annotation, molecular function: RNA binding; 5'-3' RNA helicase activity. Bases 61 to 3072 code for a protein of 1003 amino acids. NCBI's taxonomy places the organism in Eukaryota, Metazoa, Chordata, Actinopteri, Anabantiformes, Osphronemidae. The transcript has 22 exons.